UUCAAAUAUGGCGGUAAACAGUGGAUGGUUGGAACUUGAGAGCGACCCAGGGCUCUUCAGUUUGCUGAUCGAGGAGUUUGGUGUCAAGGGAGCUCAGGUGGAAGAGAUUUAUGAUUUGUCUAAGCCAUUUAGAGGGCCUGUCUAUGGAUUCAUUUUCCUUUUUAAGUGGAUCGAAGAGAGGAGAUCAAGGCGUAAAAUUCAACCCUUAGAGGAGAUGUUUGUGGAGGAUGAGGAGACCAUCCGAGAUAUAUUUUUUGCCCAGCAGGUCAUCCCAAACUCAUGUGCCACUCACUCAUUACUGAGUGUCCUCCUUAACUGUACUCAUAUUCACCUGGGUGAAACUCUCAGCAGGCUGAAGGAGUUUUCUAAUAAAUUUGACCCAGAGAACAAGGGAUAUGUGAUUGGUAACUUGCCAGAAUUGGCUAUGGCACAUAACAAGUUUGCCAGACCUGAGCCAAAGCUUUUACCUGAGAAAACCAAUGCUGUGUCAACUGGUCGUGCUAUGGAGGCUUUUCACUUUGUUAGUUAUGUACCCAUCAAGGGCCGCCUGUUUGAGCUGGAUGGACUUAAACCAUAUCCAAUUGAUCAUGGUCCUUGGGGGGAGAAUGAAGAAUGGACAGAAAAAUUCCGCAGAGUAAUAACUGAAAGGCUGGGAAUAGCUACUGGAGGUGAACCUUACCAUGAUAUCAGGUACAACCUGAUGGCUGUUGUUGCCGAUGGAAUGACAAUAUGUGAGGAAAAACUGAAAACUUUGAGUAUUGAAAGGGAAAGCAUAUUGGAGUCACUAAAGAAGUUUGAUCCUGUUACAACGAAAGACUCCGCGCCGAUAAUAGCAAACGAGUCUGGUUCCACGGCAAACAACACGACCCAAGACAAUUCACAGCCUACUACAGCGGCCGUAGUGACUGUUACACCUACUGUUGCCAUGACAACGUCAGGGGGUAUCACCACGAAUGUUACCAUGGAGACCUCAUCUAACAAUGCUUCAAAUGACUCUGAGACUUCAAAACUACAAGAGGCAGAUAAAGGGAAGUCCGAAACGCGAACAGGAGACAGCGAACAAGCAAAGGAGAAGAAGGGGAAUCGAUUCUCGGCGACUAAUGACAGCGUGACACCUGACGAUACUUCUGAAAAACAGGUUGAUAAAAAUCCUGUAAUUUCCCCCGAGUUAGAGCCCCCAGCUUCACCAACGGGGAGUACCCAUUCAGACUCUGGCGCCUCGCAAACUGGGGAAACCACGGAGACUGCGCCCUCGGAAGACCAGGCUGAUUAUGAAGAGACAUUUUCAUUCUCUGAUUCCGAGACUGUGGCCAGCAGUCACGACGAUAGAGCGGGCGCAGAAAAUUCGGCGAGUGACGAAGAAAAUGGGGAGAAAGGAAUUUCGUCAAAUCCAAAAGUUUCUCAGGGAGCUUCAAAGUCCAUAAACCAAGACGGAGUACAUAGUUACGGCUUUUCCAUCCCAUUAAGUGAGCUGGCGAAGAUUUCAGAGGAAAGCCAGGCUCUGGUAACUCAACUUCACCACGUUGAACGUCAAAUCCAAGCAUGUGAGAAUUCCCUGAGAGAAGAAAAGGAGAAACGAAGGAAGUAUUAUGUGGACCACAGCCGGCGUACACACGACUACGAUCCCUUUAUUCGGACAUUUGUGACCAUGUUAGCUGAGCAAGGGCAUGUAGCACAGCUUGUGGAACAACAGACUUCACUGAAGCGACGGCUGGCUCAAACAAGACCUCCCUUAAAACAGCUUAAAAGAGUUUAUAAAAGGAGAAAGCCAAGGUGAAUUCUAGCACUGAAGUGAAGAAGAGAGAAAAGAUCUUCUCGAUGAUGGGAAAUACUUUGUAUACCAAAUGGAGGGGGUUAACAUCAAACUUCGAGUUGGGCUCAAUGUAUUGAAGCGGUUUUUAGUGGUUAAAGUGAUUUUUAAUUGAUUGUUGUCCAAGUUGUCACAAUGGGCAACCAAAACAAAGAAAAGUAUGAGAAGAAGCCAUUCAAUGAUCAAAGUAAACCAACUGAAAUGGCUUCACGUGCAGGGAAACGUGAGUGGUCAAUUUACGAUCGCGUGUAGUUUGCAUCUGACUGGUUGAAAAGUGGCGGGAGUUUUCCAAGCCAAUCAAACAAUGCGAAAAAGAUAAAGUCGAUUGGAACGGCCCCCAACAAAAUUUAGAAUCCAAUACAUUUUUCUUCGCCAGUCAUGUUAUGCAAGCUUCUCUACGAAGAUGAAGAAAGUACUAUUUUUAGUUUUUGUAAGAAGCAUUUCAAACGAAAAGAACAGUAUUCAAUGAACAGUAGACGAGGAAAUCUUAUUUGUAUAAAUGCUGUAUAUAUCAUUCAUAGAAUAAAACGUUUAGUUAUGUUA
Messenger RNA from Pocillopora verrucosa, 2353 nucleotides. RefSeq names its product ubiquitin carboxyl-terminal hydrolase calypso. Lineage: Eukaryota; Metazoa; Cnidaria; Anthozoa; Scleractinia; Pocilloporidae. Gene Ontology annotation, molecular function: cysteine-type deubiquitinase activity. Gene Ontology annotation, cellular component: cytoplasm. The record is from RefSeq and is a predicted model, not a curated record. Gene Ontology annotation, biological process: protein deubiquitination; ubiquitin-dependent protein catabolic process.